Molecule: messenger RNA, 1026 nt
Organism: Rattus rattus (black rat)
Lineage: Eukaryota; Metazoa; Chordata; Mammalia; Rodentia; Muridae
Gene: Pom121l12
Product: POM121 transmembrane nucleoporin like 12
Exons: 1
Coding region: 1-837 (278 amino acids)
Source: RefSeq, a predicted model, not a curated record
AUGGGCAGCUCCCUGGGCUCACCCCAGAGAUCGCUGUCUGCCCCAAGGAACCCAAGGCCUAGGCCUUGGUCUGAGUGGGUUCAGCAAAGCCCUAGACCUAAGGUCCCUGCCCACCUCCACACGCCCCAGAGAGCGCUGGGAACCUGGAGGCGCUCUGCCAUCAGACCUUCUACAGAUGCCACCCUAGGCCUGGAUCUCUCUAAUGCCUGGGACACCUAUAUGAAACGAUGGCUUUGGAGUGUACGGAACCCUGGGUGGACCUGCAGCCCGGUGACAGUCAAGAUUGCCCCUCCUGAAGGCAGAAGUAGUACGCUGACCUCUUCAGGACCGGGAGUACGCAUUCCAGAGCAUCCUGAGAAGCUCCCCGACCCCUGUGCCAAGGAGACAGUGCUGAGGGCUCUCAGCCAGUGCAAGAAGGGGGCUAGACGAUUUGAUGGGCCUCUUUGGUUCGAAGUCCCAGAGGUGAAAAACAGAAGACAGAACCCCGAACCCAAGCGUUCUUCAGCCUUUAAACCGUGGAUAAAAAACGGAGUGGUUACUUCCUUUGUUCCUAAGCCUGGACCUCUGAAACGAAGCAUUGACUACAUGAGCUUCAAUGUCUGUAAGAAAGAAACUGACCUCCAGUCCUGUAUCCACACAGCCACGAAUGCUGUCUCAGAGCCUCACAUGGAAAGCUUUGAGAAGUCCCGGGUCUCCUGUGAUCCUUGUCUAUCUCCUGGGCCCAAGUCUGGAUCUUACGGAGUCUCCUUGGCUGGUGGGGAUUUCCAUUCUUGUCUGAGUUCUGCCAUCCCCUUUGGAGACUCUAGUGGACUUGGACCCUCUGACUCUGCAUUCUAGCCCAGUUCAGGAUGCAAUACUUGGCUUCAGCUCCCUUUGUCCUGGCCUGUCAAGCUCAAGCCAUCUCUUCUGCUCUUGCCCAUAAGGACCUUCUACCUUUCAAGCCCAUACCAACAUCUUGGAAUUUGUCGCUCCUUCCUAUUUGCCCAUUUUGCAUAGUGAAACAUUGACUUAUUAAAAUGGUAUCAA